This is a messenger RNA of Macrobrachium nipponense, 7839 nucleotides long. It is a transcript of the gene FBXO11, whose product is annotated as F-box only protein 11-like. Gene Ontology annotation, biological process: regulation of apoptotic process; ubiquitin-dependent protein catabolic process. Lineage: Eukaryota; Metazoa; Arthropoda; Malacostraca; Decapoda; Palaemonidae. The record is from RefSeq and is a predicted model, not a curated record. Gene Ontology annotation, molecular function: zinc ion binding; protein binding.
ACAAAAUGGCUGGAUCAGUGGCUCAGUGUGAGGAGUGAGGUGCCAUGGUCUUUGUCUUUGUGCUUGCGAAUUUGGACCUAAUUUAGAGCUUAAAAUGUCAAAUCCCACAUUCAGAACACGUAUAUCACAACUGAGAAAACGAAAACUAACCAAAAAGAAAAUAGUGAGACGAGGGAAUCCUAUAAAUCGACGAAAUAAUGACGAUGACUGUGAGGCCCCUUUAGUAGGUGGACCACCACUGGCUCUUUUUGAUCUGGUGGGCGGGGGAGCGGCUGCUGCAGCGGCAGGUGCAGGCCCCUCUUCCGUUCCCACUGCCUCCUCCUCCUCUACCACCUCAUCAUUACACCAUCACCCGCCAUACCACUUACGUAGAAAGUCACCCACUCACCCUGUUAGUCCCCCUACUACCUUAGGAGCCAUCUCAGUCACAGACACUCCAAGCACAGCCGCUUCAGCGGGAGCGUCGGCAGUGACAGCUGGUUUACCUUCUGCUGCUACAAGUAACACACCUGUAUUAUCACCUCCUGUUGCAUUAACAGCAACGACUGCAUACUGUCCUUUCCAGCUUACCAUGUUACCUGCCCGCAAAAGACCCCGAAGAACGUAUUCUACGGAAUCUUCCACAGGGUUGGGAUGCACUUUAUCCACAGCAGCGCAUUACCUUCUAUAUGAACUUCCUGACGAGGUGCUACUCACUAUAUUUUCUUACCUGUAUGAGAGGGACCUCUGUCAUGUAGCACAAGUAUGCAAGCGUUUCUACACAAUAGCAAAUGAUAAUGAACUUUGGAAAAACCUAUAUCAGAGUUUAUAUGAGUAUGACCUACCAUUAUUUAACCCAGCCCCUUGCAAGUUUGACUUUGUCCAGCCAGAGGACUGUGAUUAUGAUAACCCAUGGAAAGAAAGCUUUAAGCAGUUAUAUCAUGGGGUACAUGUUCGGCCAGGACAUCAAAAACAUGUUGCCAAGGAAGCCGGUCGAUCUGUUGCAUACUUCGACACUAUACAGUCCGCUUUUGAUUAUUGUGAUGAUGCCGAGAGACCUCUGGUUUUAAUUCACUCAGGUGUUUAUUGUGGAGAACUUAUUGUUAUUGAAACCAAUAUUGCCUUCAUUGGAGCUGCACCUGGAAAUGUGGCAGAAAAUGUCAUUUUGGAACGAGAAUGUGAAUCUACAGUAAUGUUUAUGGAAGGGGCUCAACGGGCAUAUCUAGGCUAUGUUACCAUCAAGUUUUCACCGCCAAGUUGCACUGAUACUAUGCAGCACCACAAACACUAUGCGUUAGAAAUUCAAGAAAAUUGUUCACCUACCAUAGAGCAUUGCAUUAUUCGAAGUUUCUCUCAUUUGGGAGCAGCUGUAAGUGUUAGCGGUCCAGGUGCAGAACCAGUAAUUCGGUAUUGUGAAAUCAGUGAUUGUGAAAACGUUGGGCUCAUCAUCACGGACAGAGCACAGGGUCACUAUGAGGACAACGAAAUUAGCCGGAAUGCAUUAGCUGGAAUUUGGGUCAAGAAUUUUGCCAAUCCUAUAAUGAGAAGAAACCAUAUCCACCACGGGAAGGAUGUUGGUAUUUUCUGUUUUGAUGGGGGCCAAGGAUAUUUUGAGGCAAAUGAUAUCCAUAAUAAUCGCAUAGCAGGCUUUGAAGUGAAGGCACAGGCAAAUCCAACAGUAGUGCGUUGUGAAAUUCAUAAUGGCCAGACUGGAGGAAUAUAUGUCCACGAGCAUGGCAUGGGUCAGUUUAUUGAGAACAAGAUCCAUUCAAAUAAAUAUGCAGGCGUGUGGAUAACUUCAAAUAGUAACCCAACUAUAAGACGGAAUGAAAUAUAUAAUGGACUGCAAGGUGGUGUCUACAUAUUUGGAGAUGGUCGAGGCUUAAUUGAACACAAUAACAUAUAUGGUAAUGCACUAGCUGGAAUCCAGAUUCGAACCAAUAGUGAUCCUAUAGUACGGCACAAUAAGAUCCAUGAUGGUCAGCAUGGUGGAAUUUAUGUACAUGAAAAGGGUCAAGGCUUAAUAGAAUGCAAUGAAGUAUAUGCCAACACACUUGCUGGAGUUUGGAUUACUACAGGAAGCACACCAACUUUACGGAGAAAUCGUAUUCACUCAGGAAAGCAAGUUGGUGUAUAUUUUUAUGACAAUGGUCAUGGUCUCUUAGAAGAUAAUGACAUUUUCAACCACUUAUACUCAGGUGUACAAAUAAGAACGGGGAGCAACCCCAACAUCAGACGAAAUAAAAUUUGGGGAGGCCAAAAUGGAGGAGUGUUAGUAUACAAUGGAGGCCUGGGUCUCUUGGAACAAAAUGAAAUAUUUGAUAAUGCAAUGGCUGGUGUAUGGAUCAAGACUGAUAGUAAUCCAACUCUUCGAAGAAACAAGAUCUUUGACGGAAGGGAGGCUGGAAUUUGCAUAUUUAAUGGUGGAAAAGGUGUACUUGAAGACAAUGACAUUUUCCGUAAUGCCCAGGCUGGGGUCUUGAUUUCAACACAAAGCCAUCCAACUCAAAGUCAUCCUAUUUUGAGAAGGAAUAGAAUAUAUGAUGGCUUAGCGGCUGGCAUUGAAAUAACCAAUAAUGCUACUGCAACCCUAGAAAAUAACCAUAUUUUUAAUAAUCGUUUUGGUGGUUUGUGUUUAGCAUCUGGGGUCAACCCAAUUGAGCGAGCUAAUAAGAUAUUUGAUAACCAUGAUGCGGUACAGAAAGCAGUAACAAGUGGUCAGUGCCUGUAUAAGAUUUCAUCCUACACAAGUUUCCCAAUGCAUGACUUCUAUCGCUGUCGUACAUGCAAUACUACAGAACGUAAUGCCAUCUGUGUGAAUUGCAUCAAAACAUGUCAUAGCAGUCAUGUGGUGGAAUUUAUAAGGCAUGACAGGUUCUUUUGUGACUGUGGUGCAGGAACUUUAAAUAAUCAGUGCCAACUUCAAGGUGAACCUACACAAGACACCGAUACUCUUUAUGACUCUGCUGCACCCAUCGAAUCACAAUCUCUCAUGGCAGAAGUUUAACUGCCUUCAUGGCAAGUACACUAUUUUCACUAGGAAAUUUUGCCAUGUGAUGUAGCCUUGGAGCUCCCAUAACUAAUUGAAAAUAAAAUACAAGAUAUACAGUAGAGUGUGGCUCCUCCAGUAUCUGUUCAACUACAUUAGUGUGUCUGCAAUAGGUCAGCAUGUUCUGGCCACCAGCCUUUCUAUUAUGACAUACAUAUACACAUAUAUAAUCAAUAUUUAGCAUUGCAGGAUUACUCUUUGUCCUCCAUCCCCUUACUCCCUGUAUGAUAGAAAAGUAGAUGAAAAAAAGGCAAAGGAGGUGCACCACUUGAGACAAGAGUUUAUUGGGUCUUUAUAAGUGCAUUCCUUUAUUGUUAAAUGAGUUUUCUUGAUUCCCACUUGAGUGACAUAUGACCUAGAAAAGACCACAUUACAGUAUAUCCUUAUUAAAGAAUUAUGUGUUUUUCAAAAGAAAUAUUAUUUGGGACAAUUUACAUACUAUUUUCAAUCCAGAGUGGUUUUUGGAAAAGUUACCAUUUAAAAAUAGCCUUUAGUAUUACUUGAGUUUGAAGUUUUUUGGAGACAUUUAAUAUUUCAGAUAUUUGAUAUACACUACAUACAUACAUUAUAUAUUGCAACCUUAUUCCUUAUGAAUUUCACAUAAUGAAAUUUUAUUAUAAAGCUUUAUAUACAUACAGUAUGUAUUGCAACAUAACUUCUUGUGAAAUUCACAUAAUGAAAUUUUGAGCAUUAUAAAGCUUUAUUUAUCAUUUGAAUGUUAAAUUAUGAAUUGUUUAGUAUGGACUGUACGUAAUUUGAAAUUAAUGGAUUUCUUUUCAAAUAAGUAUCAUCAGUAUACAAAGGGUAUUUUUGUACUCCUGUUAAAAAAUUUUAUGUAAUCCUAUAAAUGAUUUCAGUUAUUCUGUAAAGAUGCUGAUCAUUUAAAUACCAGUCUUGCAAUGACUAUUUACUCACCAUAUGGACAGAGCCUGUGCGUUUACAAGUGCAUUAAAGGUCCACAAGUAAUAUCAUAUUCAGACUAUUGUGGAAUGCCUGUGAUAAUUCCUGCAAGUUUUUCCUGUACAUUAUUUGACUGCAGUAUUGAAAAUGAAUAGGAAACAAUUAGUUAGGAAAGUCCAAUAGAGCAUCUAGUUUGAAGUGGUGCCCUUUUUAUAUUUUCCUUGUUUCAUCCCCCUCCAAACUGUUGAAACAUCCUAGGGAGGAAAUAUACAUUACAUAUACCUAUAUGUAGUUUUUACGCCCACCAGAAGUGCAGUGAUUUGUCCACAAAUCCGUAGCCUUACAAAUACAAUGUACUAUUAAAAGUGGACUUGUGAAACUCUGGAUUUGAGAGUGAAUAUCCGGUGGCUUGAGUAUAUUGUGAGGUGAUAUCAAGAGUACAUAGUUUCAGUUACUGUAGGUGGAAUGACAAUGACUCCACGUGAACAUUUCAAGUGAAAAAAAAAAGACGCACGACAUGAAGGUUGCCUUGCAUUAUUGUGACACUAUACAAUAGUUACGUUAAAACAGUUGAUGUGUAUCACACUGGCUGUUAGAGUGUAUAACGACACAACUUUUAUAAAUGGCCUCUAGCACAAGAGGGGUUUUUCUUCCCUUGGGUCAUUUUAAAGUGGCAUACACAAAGGCCUUCUAAGAACGUGUUUAAAAAAAUUGGUUCAUAACCAGAGAACUGCAGUUGAUCAAGAUGGCACAAGAUUAUACGUGAAGCACAAGACAUACAUUUUUCUACCUACAAGACAAUGUAAAGUGUACAGUGGUACCAGUGAUGUACAUAGUACUGUAUGUGACGUGAAGUUUUGUAUUGCAAGUGAGUGCAAAAGGGAAAUAGUUGUAAUUUUUUUCAAUUUCCCAUUUGGUGUGAAUCAUUGUGCAGUGUUAUGGUCGAAUAAAGUUCGUAAAUAGGAAUAAGCUGUUAAAAUUUUUAUGUUGAAAUAUGCAGUAAUUGUAGUUGUUUUUUGAUAAUUUCAUGUUUUGUUUGGAAUAUAUGUUGUAUUUUUUGCAUGUGGAGUUAAGUUACAUUUUGCAAUGUCUUUGUGAGUUGGAAGAAUAUUUGUUGUCAUUAUUUUGUUGAGAAUUUAUAGAUUGGAACAUACAGAAAACUGUGAUGAAAACCAAAAUAUUUGUAUGCUUUGCGUGCUCGUAAAUUGAGCAGUCACAUAUGAGUGCACCUGCAAUCCUAGUAGCUCGAGACGCAGGGAUCCUCAACUUAGUGGCUUUCAGAAAUUGACUGAGCAAAGAUAAAAAGUUAUUCCCUACAGAAUGUAAUGUUAGAAUAUUUGUGCAGCUUUGUAAAAAAAAAAAAAUGGAUUUAGAUAGUGCCUUUAUUUUUGCAUUCUUAGGUAGUGCCUCAUGGCAAGUUUUCAAUUCGUUGCUUAUCCCUUACCAUCAUCAUCAUUUAUUUUGUAUUUUUCUUGUGAAUCACUUUUCAGCCUAUAUCUCAGGAUUCUUCUGAAGUAACUAUAGUUUCCCAUCCUUUCUUCCUCUCCAUUUAUAUAUUUAUAUACAGUAUAUAAUGUGUAACCAAGAUAAUGUCAUCUAACUUCUUAUUGAUCUCGACUGCUCAAAAUUCACUGUCCCACCAUGUCUGUCUGCCUUUUUUCUUGCUGCUCAUUUACCUCUGAAAUCCAAAUGUUAAAUACCUCAACAUUUCCCGUGUGUGUUUCUGUAGUAAGAAGCCUGCCACUUCUCCGAGCCCCAUGUUCUAAGUGAUUGCUUUACAGAUACACAAGUAGCCUACAUCUGUGCACAUCAGUCUUUUAAUACUUCUAUUUAGUUAUUUUCUUCUUCCCCAAAACUGUAGAAUUAGAAUUGUUAUUGUUGCUCAAUGUGCCAUAUAUGUGUUUUAGGUCUGUUUGGUAACAUCAUUUAAGUUCAGCUUGAAUAAUUCGUUGCUGUUGAUGAGGAAAAGCAAAACGUGCGAAAGAUAAGAGUGACUUUCCAAUCCUUGGCAGAUAGGCGCCGAGAGAAUAUUACCUUUACAUUUAUAUUAUUGUAAGUGGUCUGCAUAUUAAUGUUAAAAUGUGUAUUCAAGAAUAACAUAUCCCUUUUUCAUAAAAUUAAAACUUAUAGGUACUGUAUUUUUUUAUGCACAUCUUUGGGAAGACGAGUUGGUCGUUAACAUUUGAGAGUGAUGGUGAAUAGUGAAUAAUUGUGGCACAAGAUUUUGAAACAUAUAAAACUAAAUUCCUAUUUGUGUUCAAGUGUGCUUCCACAUGAGUUUACAAUGAAUUUUUCCCCCAAAGAUAAGAGUGAACGUUAUCCUCCUGCUUGUUUAGUAUACUGAUAAAAUAACAGAAAAUCAUUAAAUAAUCAAAUAACAUCUCCCUGAAGUAAAAAUUAAAAGAAUGGAGCAGUUGCAGCACUGCUUCAGCAACAAUCCUUACAGUAAACAAAAAUAUAGACAUAAAUGGUGUAGUAUUAUGUUUUUCUUAUUCUUUCAUACUUUAUUUUCUGUCCCAAGUAGUGUGAGUGUAUGUUAGUGUUUGCUUCUGCCAUGAGUUUGUAUCAGUGGGUGUACAUACGUUUUAGGCUGUACACCAUUUACUCAAUGUGUACUUAGUGCGUGCAGUUUGUCUGGUGUAACAGUGAUGAAUAAAGUAUAUAUAAAAGUAAAAAAAAAUAAAGAGGGCUAUUUUUUUUUAUCUACCAGUGAAGUCAUGCUUACAGUUUGACCAGCAUGUCUAACUAUCUCUCUCUCUCUCUCUCUCUCUCUCUCUCUCUCUCUCUCUCUCUCUCUCUCUCUCUCUCUCUCUCUCAAAAAUGAAUUUUAUAGUAAAUCACUGUAAAAUCCUUAAGUUAAUCAUUGUUUCCUUUAAAGAAGUGCAACAUAGGUAUAUAAUGAAGUUUGAUACAAAAUCUUUGCAUGAAAUUAAUAUUUAAGACUUGUUAUGAUUAAGCUUAAUUGUGAAAGCUCGUAUGAUGUAAAAUAGGCUAGGUUGAAAUUUGGAAGUUUUUAUUCUUUACUUGACAAAAUGCAAAAUCCAUAAUGCCUGCAAGUGAGUCAGUAGAAGUAUUUUCGAGUACAACUGCUGACAAAUCAUAUCUUUCAUAAGCAAAAAAAAAAAAAGGAAAAGUUUCCUCGGCAUGUAGCAGAGGUGAUUGGAAGGCGAAAGAUUAUAUGUGUGGUAGGUCUUGAGCUUUAGCUAUUUUGUUGACCCAGUUAUAUUUUGCUUCUUUGUAACAGAUGAAAUCCUUGAGUUUUAUAUCUGGGUCACAAAAGUAUUUAAAAGUUUCAAGAUGGAGAUGUAUUGUACCCAAGCCCUUGCCGUAAGGCUUUGAAAUAUGUUUUAUUCAGCUGACGAUUUCCAGCAGAAUUAAUAUUCAUCAUCUCAUUAUUCUGUAGGUUAUCAUUUUCAAUUUCUCUUGGUCUUUUUGAUAUUGCAUAAACCUACAUUCUAAUAUUAAAUUUCCAGUUAGCUUUGUCUCGGUAUAUGAUUUCCCUACACAUUUUGUAUCACUUGCAUUUCGUUUUCAUAUAGUUCCUGUUCGUUGUAUGUGCAGAAGACAGAUGGUAAUGUUUUCCUUAUCUGUCAUGAUUUAUCAGUUUUUUAAUGUAUAGAGAAAUAUAUAUGUCUGUAUAUAUUUCAGCUCUUCAGAGCCUGCACUUCAAAACCAAGUACAGUACACUUCAUAUCCUUUUACGUUAAUCAUUUCAUUUCAUAUGCAAAUGUGUGGCUAUGUAUUACUGAGAUAAAUAUUAGGUAAAAUACCUCAUACUUAGGGCUGUCCCUAAGGUAUUGUAAUAGACCUUGGGUACUGUGCAUUCUCCUAUGCAUGUAGUGGAGGUUCAUGUAUGAUGUGCACUGUAUAAAGGGCCUAGAAUUGUAUAUACAAAUAAAAAAUGAAAUGUC